UUACUCAGAUAAUGAAACUGCUGUUUAUACAUUAAUGCCAAUGGUUAUGGCUGAUCAACACAGAUCUGUUUCCGAACUACUAUCAAAUUCAAAGUUUGAUGUUAAUUAUGCAUUUGGACGUGUGAAAAGAAGCUUGCUUCACAUUGCAGCAAAUUGUGGAUCUGUGGAAUGCUUGGUUCUGCUGUUAAAGAAAGGAGCAAAUCCUAACUAUCAAGAUAUUUCAGGCUGUACACCACUUCAUUUGGCAGCUAGAAAUGGGCAGAAGAAAUGCAUGAGUAAAUUAUUAGAAUACAGUGCUGAUGUCAACAUUUGUAAUAAUGAAGGCCUUACAGCAAUACACUGGCUGGCUGUGAAUGGGCGGACAGAGCUACUCCAUGACCUUGUACAGCACGUCAGUGACGUCGAUGUUGAGGAUGCAAUGGGGCAGACAGCGCUGCAUGUAGCCUGCCAGAAUGGUCACAAGACGACAGUGCAAUGCUUGCUAGACAGUGGUGCUGAUAUUAACAGGCCAAAUGUAUCAGGAGCCACUCCAUUGUACUUUGCUUGCAGUCAUGGUCAGAGAGACACAGCACAGAUUCUUCUAUUACGAGGAGCCAAAUACCUGCCAGAUAAAAAUGGAGUAACCCCUCUGGAUUUAUGUGUACAAGGUGGAUAUGGAGAGACCUGUGAAGUAUUAAUUCAAUAUCACCCUAGGCUUUUCCAGACAAUUAUUCAAAUGACACAGAAUGAAGAUCUCCGAGAAAACAUGUUACGGCAAGUUCUAGAACAUUUGUCUCAGCAAAGUGAAAGCCAGUACCUAAGGAUUUUAACAAGCCUUGCUGAGGUUGCCACAACAAAUGGUCAUAAACUGCUUAGCCUGUCUAGUAAUUAUGAUGCUCAAAUGAAGAGCCUUUUAAGGAUUGUGAGGAUAUUUUGUCAUGUCUUUCGAAUUGGUCCUUCCUCUCCCAGUAAUGGAAUCGAUAUGGGCUACAACGGGAAUAAAACACCAAGAAGCCAGGUGUUCAAGGUCAGAAAAGUAUAUGACGUUGUUAUGAAGAUAGACGUAAAAGAGAUGAAUUUGACAAAGCAUGCUUUCAUUAAUCAGAAACCUCAUACACAGGACCCUCUCGAAUUGCUUUGGCACUCAUUAGAUGAAUGGCUAGUUUUAAUAGCUACAGAACUGAUGAAAAACAAAAAGGACUCAACGGAUAUCACUUCUAUUUUACUAAAACAAAAAGGCCAAGAUCAAGAUGGUACUUCCAUUCCUCCAUUUGAACCUCCAGGACCUGGGAGCUAUGAAAAUCUAUCCACUGGUACCAGGGAAUCUAAACCAGAUGCUCUAGGAGGGAAACAGGAAGCCGGUGCAGACUGUCAGGAUGUUAUUUCUAUGACAGCUAACCGGCUAAGUGCUGUCAUUCAAGCUUUUUACAUGUGCUGUUCUUGUCAGAUGCCUCCAGGAAUGACUUCACCCCGUUUCAUCGAAUUUGUCUGCAAACACGAUGAAGUCUUAAAAUGCUUUGUUAACAGAAAUCCCAAAAUUAUAUUUGACCACUUUCACUUUCUCCUUGAAUGUCCUGAGUUGAUGUCAAGAUUUAUGCAUAUCAUAAAAGCACAGCCAUUUAAAGAUCGCUGUGAAUGGUUUUAUGAACAUUUGCAUUCAGGACAAGCAGAUUCAGACAUGGUGCAUAGACCAGUGAGUGAGAAUGACAUCCUGCUGGUUCACAGAGAUUCCAUUUUUAGGAGUAGCUGUGAAGUCGUGUCAAAAGCAAAUUGUGCAAAGCUAAAGCAAGGAAUUGCUGUACGGUUCCAUGGAGAAGAAGGCAUGGGUCAAGGCGUUGUGCGUGAAUGGUUUGAUAUUCUGUCUAAUGAGAUAGUCAAUCCUGAUUAUGCAUUGUUUACCCAGUCAGCUGAUGGAACAACUUUUCAGCCUAAUAGCAACUCCUACGUAAAUCCUGAUCACCUGAACUAUUUCCGUUUUGCUGGACAGAUCUUGGGGUUAGCUUUGAACCAUAGGCAGCUGGUCAACAUUUACUUCACAAGAUCAUUCUAUAAGCACAUUCUUGGUAUUCCUGUAAAUUACCAAGAUGUGGCAUCUAUUGAUCCAGAAUAUGCCAAGAAUUUGCAGUGGAUUUUAGAUAAUGAUAUUAGUGAUCUGGGUCUAGAACUGACUUUUUCUGUUGAGACUGAUGUGUUUGGAGCAAUGGAAGAGGUACCUUUGAAACCUGGGGGUGGAAGUAUUCUGGUGACACAAAAUAACAAAGAGGAGUAUGUCCAGCUUGUUACAGAACUUCGAAUGACAAGAGCCAUCCAACCUCAGAUCAAUGCUUUUCUCCAAGGCUUUCAUAUGUUCAUUCCACCUUCCCUCAUACAGCUGUUUGAUGAAUUUGAGUUGGAGCUACUGCUUUCUGGCAUGCCAGAAAUUGAUGUGAGUGAUUGGAUAAAAAAUACAGAAUACACAAGUGGCUAUGAAAGACAAGAUCCAGUUAUUCAGUGGUUCUGGGAAGUUGUGGAAGAUAUUACUCCAGAGGAGAGAGUUCUUCUCCUGCAGUUUGUUACUGGCAGUUCCAGGGUCCCACAUGGUGGAUUUGCUAAUAUCAUGGGUGGAAGUGGAUUGCAAAACUUUACAAUUGCUGCUGUGCCAUAUACUCCAAAUCUUCUACCGACUUCAAGCACAUGCAUCAACAUGCUCAAGUUACCUGAAUACCCAAGUAAAGAAAUACUCAAGGACAGACUUCUUGUGGCACUGCAUUGUGGCAGCUAUGGCUACACAAUGGCAUAGUGGAGUCCGGAAAGCUCAUCUGACUGCUGAUGCACAGUCCGAGUGGCAGAAGUAAUUUAGGAAAUGUCAACAGAAAAGCAGCCUCAAGGCAGUUCAUGGGCAGGGCUGUUUAAAAUUCAUCAAGGAUCAGGUUUUCUCCCCUGCCCCUUUUCCCUUUUAUGUUUUCUCAGUUUGUGAUACACUUAGAAAAUAGAAAAUCACAGUAGCCUUCAUUUUAAAGAAUGCUAACUGAAAGUAGUAGAAACUGUCCUUAUAUUUCUUUAAUCUUAUUCAAGAUUGUAUUAAGGCAAAAUCUUGUUCUACAUUCCACCUCUGCUAUGUAACUGUCUUGUUUAAAGGAUGUUUUCUCUUUACUUUUCUGUAUAUUAAAAUAUAGUAGGACAUCCAACCUGGUAUGUCCUAUCGCAUGUAAAGUGCCAUUUAUA
This is a messenger RNA of Myotis brandtii (Brandt's bat), 3183 nucleotides long. It is a transcript of the gene HACE1, whose product is annotated as HECT domain and ankyrin repeat containing E3 ubiquitin protein ligase 1. Bases 35 to 2758 code for a protein of 907 amino acids. Gene Ontology annotation, molecular function: protein binding; ubiquitin-protein transferase activity. Gene Ontology annotation, cellular component: nucleus. The record is from RefSeq and is a predicted model, not a curated record. Lineage: Eukaryota; Metazoa; Chordata; Mammalia; Chiroptera; Vespertilionidae. The transcript is spliced from 23 exons. Gene Ontology annotation, biological process: positive regulation of protein catabolic process; proteasome-mediated ubiquitin-dependent protein catabolic process; protein polyubiquitination.